This is a messenger RNA of Dictyostelium purpureum, 1319 nucleotides long. RefSeq lists its product as uncharacterized. NCBI's taxonomy places the organism in Eukaryota, Evosea, Eumycetozoa, Dictyosteliales, Dictyosteliaceae. The record is from RefSeq and is a predicted model, not a curated record. The transcript has 3 exons. Bases 315 to 1178 code for a protein of 287 amino acids.
CAACAAAUUACACUUUUAUAGUUUUCAAAAAAAAAAACUUUAAAUAUUAAACAGUUUUAGUUUCUUUUUUUUUUUUCUUUGUUCAUUUCAUUUGUUUUGUAUUAUAUUUUUUUUUCUUUAUAAUAAUAAAUUAAAUUUAAAAAAAAAAAAAAAGAUAUUUUAUUUUAAAACAAAUCUUUAUAAUAAUAAAGUAAUACAUAAUUAUUAUAUAAAAACAAUUUUUUUUUUUUAACACACCCAAAUUUUAAAUAUUUAAAUAAAAAAUAAUUUUUUUUUUUUAUGUUUGUUUUCACAUAAAUAUUUAAAAAUAAACAAUGAAAUUUUUAGUUUAUAUUGACGAUAAAGAACCAUCGUUCUCUGCUUUUUACAGAGUUUUAAACUUAGUAAAAGAGAAUGAUUGGGUUAUCAUUGUUGCAAAGGUUAAAUUCUAUAAGGGAAUUGGCCAUCGUUCAUCCCAUGUUAUGAAACAUUUUACAAGAUUAUUAGAUAAAAAACAUAUUAAAAAUUUAACUUUUAUAGAAUAUGGCUCUAUUAAACAUAUUAUUAAAAAUAAAGUUAAAUUGCUAAAAAUCGAUAUGAUUUUAAUUGCUGCCCACAACUCAAAAACCAAAAGAUUAUGUAAUUACUGUUCAGAUAAUAUCUCAUGUAACUUAAUGGUUGUAAGAGAGUUUGUACCAUUGGAAGAAUAUUUAAUUCCUCCAAGUAACAAAGCCGAUUAUUCUGUACCAGGGGACUUAAACCCAUUAAAGAAAAAACCUUUACAAACCUCCGAAUCAAUGUCCUCAAUCGAAUCACCAAUGGCCGGUUCCAAACCAUCAAGUCUUAUCAACUCACCAUCUAUGGAAACUGUUAUCCCGGUUAAUAAAAAGUCCAGCAGUUUAUCUCCAUCAACAAGCUCCUCACUCUCUAAAUCCAUGGAUACCACUCCGAUAAUGUAUGAAAAGAAGAGAAAUAAUAUCUUUGAUAACAGAAACAAAGAUAAUUCAUAUGAUAGUGAUGAAUCAGAAGAAGAAGAAGAAUACAACAAAAAGACACAUCAUGGUAAGGCUUUAGAAGAAUACCAUUCUGAAUAUCGUCUUGUCUCCUCUCCAGCCAAUUUAACUAAAAGAAAAGAAGAGGAAGAAAAAUUAAGAAAGUCAAAUUAUCCUCAAAAAUCUCAUGAAAUCCCAUCUCAAUAAAUAAUAAUAGCCAGUAGUAAUAAUAAUAAUUUAUAUUAAAAAAAAAAAAAAAAUGAUUUAAUUUUCAUUAAAUUUUAUUAUUUUUUUUUUUAUUGUUUGUACACUAAAAAAAUAAAAAAGUAAAAAAAAAAUUUAAAUAAU